Messenger RNA from Orycteropus afer afer, 1485 nucleotides. It is a transcript of the gene SPRED1, whose product is annotated as sprouty related EVH1 domain containing 1. The transcript is spliced from 7 exons. Gene Ontology annotation, cellular component: membrane. Gene Ontology annotation, biological process: negative regulation of MAPK cascade; multicellular organism development. NCBI's taxonomy places the organism in Eukaryota, Metazoa, Chordata, Mammalia, Tubulidentata, Orycteropodidae. Bases 1 to 1485 code for a protein of 494 amino acids. Gene Ontology annotation, molecular function: protein kinase binding. The record is from RefSeq and is a predicted model, not a curated record.
AUGUCCAGGAAAGAGGAAGCUGUCAAAGGGUUUAUUACUUGUAAGACACUGCUAGAUUUAAUCCUUAAGUAUUCCCUUAGUUUGCAGGGUGUGAAUCCUUUAGAUCUGGGGAUGAAUGAGGUAAUUGAGACUCCAGAAAGGUUUAGUAACUUGCCUGUAACCACACAAUGGAGCAUUAAUAGUUAUGCACGAGUCCGAGCUGUGGUGAUGACCCGAGAUGACUCAAGUGGUGGAUGGUUACCACUUGGAGGGAGUGGACUAAGCUGCGUCACUGUCUUCAAAGUCCCUCACCAGGAAGAGAAUGGCUGUGCUGACUUUUUUAUCCAUGGAGAGCGACUCAGGGACAAAAUGGUGGUUUUGGAAUGUAUGCUUAAAAAGGACCUCAUUUACAAUAAGGUCACUCCAACAUUUCACCACUGGAAGAUUGAUGACAAAAAGUUUGGCCUUACCUUUCAGAGUCCUGCUGAUGCUAGAGCUUUUGAUAGAGGCAUUCGAAGAGCGAUAGAGGAUAUUUCUCAAGGAUGCAGAGCAUCAAAAACUGAAGCUGAAGGACCAGAAGAAGAUGACUUACCAGUACCUGAAGAGGAUACUUCCAGUUCUCUAGUGAAAGACCACCUUUUCCAGCAAGACACAGUUGUUACCAGUGAGCCUUAUAGAAGCUCAAAUAUGAGACCUUCUCCAUUUGAAGAUCUGAAUGCCAGAAGAGUCUAUUUGCAAAGCCAAGUCAAUCAGAUAACAUUUGGUCAGCGAGGCCAAGACAUUCAGAGCAGAGGUAUGGAAUAUGUCCAACGGCAAACGUCCAAGGAAUGUGGAAGCCUAAAGUCCCAAAACAGGGUUCCAUUGAAAUCAAUCAGACAUGUCAGUUUUCAAGACGAGGAUGAGAUUGUCAGAAUAAACCCUCGUGAUAUCUUAAUUCGUCGCUAUGCAGACUACAGACAUCCUGAUAUGUGGAAAAAUGACUUGGACAGAGAUGAUACUGACUCCAAUAUUCAGUUCUCAAAACCAGACAGUAAAAAACCAGACUAUCUGUACUCCUGUGGGGAUGAGACUAAGUUGAGUUCACUCAAAGACUCUGUGGUAUUUAAGUCACAGCCUUCCUCGUUGAAAUUUAAGAAGUCAAAACGAAGAAAAGAGGAUGGUGAACGUUCUCGCUGCGUAUACUGCCAGGAAAGGUUUAAUCAUGAAGAAAAUGGCAGGGGGAAAUGUCAGGAUGCUCCAGACCCUAUUAAAAGAUGCAUAUAUCAAGUUAGUUGCAUGCUCUGUGCAGAGAGCAUGUUGUAUCAUUGUAUGUCAGACUCAGAGGGAGAUUUUUCUGAUCCCUGUUCAUGUGACACUAGCGAUGACAAGUUCUGCUUACGAUGGUUAGCCCUGGUAGCUUUGUCUUUCAUUGUACCAUGUAUGUGCUGCUAUGUCCCUUUGAGAAUGUGCCAUCGCUGUGGUGAGGCAUGUGGGUGCUGUGGUGGGAAACAUAAAGCUGCUGGAUGA